AUGACAGUGACCUACACAUACCGUGUAGCUGAGGCCCGCCUGGGCACCUUCUCACAGCUUCUGCUACAAUGGAAAGGCAGCAUAUACAAGCUCCUCUAUUGUGAGUUAUUAAUCUUCGUAUCACUUUAUUUUGGCAUCAGCCUCAUCUACAGGUUAAUUCUGAAUGAGAGUCAAAGGCUGAUGUUUGAAAAAUUAGCCCUUUACUGCAAUAGUUAUGCUGAAUUGAUUCCUGUGUCUUUUGUCUUAGGCUUUUAUGUAACUUUAGUGGUAUCUCGCUGGUGGGGACAAUACGAGAGUAUCCCAUGGCCUGACCGCAUUAUGAAUCUGGUUUCAAGUAGCGUGGAUGGGAAGGAUGAGUAUGGGCGUCUUCUGCGACGCACACUGAUGCGCUACAUUAAUCUACUGAGUGUGCUGAUCUUGCGCUCAGUCAGCACUGCAGUCUUCAAGCGGUUUCCCAGCAUGGAACAUGUAGUGACAGCAGGCCUGAUGACACCAGAAGAGCACAAGAAGUUUGAAAGUUUAAAUUCAGUGCAUAACAAGUUUUGGAUCCCAUGUGUCUGGUUCUCAAACUUGGCAGUGAAGGCACGUAAUGAUGGGCGAAUCCGUGACAGUGUACUCCUUCAAGGCAUCUUGAAUGAAAUGAACACACUGCGUAGCCAAUGUGGGCGUCUCUAUGGAUAUGAUUGGAUUAGUAUUCCCUUGGUCUACACACAGGUUGUGACGGUAGCUGUUUACAGCUUCUUCCUUGCAUGUUUAAUUGGUCGGCAGUUCUUGGAUCCAGCUAAGGGGUAUCCUGGCCAUGAAAUGGACCUCUAUGUGCCAAUUUUCACAUUCUUGCAGUUUUUCUUCUAUGCUGGCUGGCUAAAGGUAGCAGAACAGCUUAUCAAUCCAUUUGGGGAGGAUGAUGACGACUUUGAAACUAAUUGGCUUAUUGAUAGGAAUCUGCAGGUCUCCCUUAUGGCUGUGGAUGAAAUGCACCAGGACUUACCAGCAUUGCAGAAGGAUCCAUAUUGGAAUGAAUCAGACCCCCAGCCACCUUAUACUGCAGCAACAGCAGAAUAUAAGAGGACAUCAUUCCUUGGAUCAACUUUUGACAUCAGCAUGCAGAAAGAAGAGAUGGAAUUCCAACCCCUGGAAAAGAUCAAAGAGAACGAGGAAGCAAACCACUCAACACCACUACUGGGGCACAUAAGCCGCUUUCUGAAUGUACAAUCUCCCAAUUUUACCAGGUCACCAAGAAUGAGCCUUAUACGUCGGAGGAAUGAAAAUAUCUCUCCUUCUCCUUGUUAUGCUUAUAUGGAUGGGGUUAAGCCUGGGAACCUCCAAAGUAUUAACCAGCUAAGGGGAGAUAGCUCCCCAUUAGGCAUCGGUUCUCAAGAUCAAUGGGACACUGCAGCCAGUAAACUGAGAGAAUUUGAUGCUUUCACAUCAAGCCCUUUCUAUGAAAGACCUGGGUUCUACAGUGCUCCUCAGACACCCAUCAGCUCAGUCCCAAUGAUCUUGCCAUCCCAGCGUCAAACCCGGAAAAAACCUCCUGCUCUCUCCAAUAUUGCUGCCUGUCCCACUUUUCAGAAGGACAGUGCUACAAGCCAGUCUCCUUGCAAAGCCAGUGAUUUGGAUAGAAGUGAGAACUUGGUUGGCUCAAAAUCAAAGGAGUCUUUUCCGUGGCCAGAUGAAAAAAGCCAUGUUUCAGAUUCAUUAAUCAUGUCAGCUAAAGACGAUACAAAAACCAUAAAUUGGUCAAAAGAAACAUCUCCUCUCGGAAGCCCGGAAAGACCUCUGUCCUCAGGGGACUCUGUAAGUACCAAGUUCCCCUUUGUGGAGUGCACAGGCCCUGAGAUACAAACCAGUUUCAAAAACUUGAAUAACCUGAAAAGCCACCAGCAACUUCCAGAUAACACAUCUCCAGACCAUUCCAGUUUCCUUUAUACUCAUAACAACAAGACUCCUAAUAGCAAUGGUCCUGUCACUUUCUUUCCCUUCACCUCUUUGACUCCCACAGGGCUUGAGCCAUCUCAUCGGAGCAAAGGAAAUGCUGCUGUUGUCACUCGUUCAGAAGCUUCCCCUGGAGUUACAAAGCAAGAUAGUUCAGCUGCUUCUGAAGCUGCAAAUGACCUGGAAAGUAUUUAUUACACUGAGGAGCAGAGAAAGACCACCAGCUCUUCACCUAAUGACUCUGGCAUCUCUCUAGCAGAAAGAGACUUUGUGGGAUUAAUGGAAGUGAUCAUGGAAAUAAGUGAGAACACAAGCGAUGAACAGAAGGGAGAGAAGGGACAGUUCAGUUAA
This is a messenger RNA of Notechis scutatus (mainland tiger snake), 2286 nucleotides long. RefSeq names its product bestrophin-1-like. The record is from RefSeq and is a predicted model, not a curated record. Gene Ontology annotation, molecular function: chloride channel activity. Lineage: Eukaryota; Metazoa; Chordata; Lepidosauria; Squamata; Elapidae.